Molecule: messenger RNA, 6133 nt
Organism: Neoarius graeffei (lesser salmon catfish)
Lineage: Eukaryota; Metazoa; Chordata; Actinopteri; Siluriformes; Ariidae
Gene: cavin1a
Product: caveolae associated protein 1a
Exons: 2
Coding region: 355-1629 (424 amino acids)
Biological process (GO): termination of RNA polymerase I transcription; transcription initiation at RNA polymerase I promoter
Cellular component (GO): cytoplasm; caveola
Molecular function (GO): rRNA primary transcript binding
Source: RefSeq, a predicted model, not a curated record
AGCUCGGUGCUGGAGCAGUCUGCACCCACUGGCUGGCCAACGUCCUGGCACAGACUCGCCUGGAGAGAGUGGGGGGAGGAAAUGAGUGAGGGAUCUUCUGAAAGGUAGAACAUUUUCUAUAUUGAUGUGCAGAAGAAAUACAGGGUUUGUUGGGGAAAAGUUUAAACAAAGGAGGUGUUUAAAGAAAAGUACAAGUACUCUAUUUCCCAGGUGUCUGCUGUCAUUGGGCUUUUUUUAGGGCUUUAUUUUUACCACCAGGACUGUGUUCCUGACAAGUCGGCCCAGAGGCUUGCAUCUGCUAAUACACUAGUGUGUUACGGGGUUUUUUUUUUGUGGGAUUUUUUUGGUGUGGACAUGGCCAUGGCCAAGACGAACCUCAAAUUGGACCAUAUGGCUCUUGGCGAAAUCUCUGAGGAUGACGAGGAGGUGGUUUUGGUCACAGCGGCAGCCAAACCGUCAUUAACUACUCCAGUGUCCAACCGCAAACAUAUAGAGGAUGAUGACGACGACGACAAUGAACCGUCCAAAGAAGUGGAUCUGAAGCUGGGACUGGACAACAGUGACUCCCAGAAAUCAGAGGCUCAAGCUACAGGCAUGAUGGUCCUGGCUCUCUUGGACAAGAUCAUCGGCGUUGUGGAUCAGAUCCAGCAGACGCAGAACGGCCUGGAGUCCCGACAGGAGAGCAUGGAGAAGAACAUGACGAGCAUCCGGAGUGAGAUGACCAAGCUAGCCAAGAGCCAGGGUGGCACAUCUGACACGACCACCAAGCUCCUGGAGAAGGUGCGCAAGGUGAACUUCAACGUGAAGAGCGUACGGGCCGAACUGGAGAAGCAGGCAGGUCAGAUUAAGAAGCUGGAGAGCAAUGAGCAGGAGCUGCUGAAGAGGAAGAAUUUUAAAGUGCUCAUCUUCCAGGAUAAAGAAAAGCCAGCGAAGACCACUAAGACACCCGAGGCAGCGGUAAGCGAGGAGGGUGAACAUGUGGUGAGUGAGGGAGAGGAAGCAAAAGACACGGAUGAAGUGGUUAAGAAUGAGGAAACUGUGGAGAAAUCACGGGUGGUGCGCUUGAAGCGCAGCGGCCUGCAACGUGUGGAUGAAAUCAAGAAGGUCUUCAGCAAGGAGCAGAUGGAGAAGACCAAGCAGCGAACCAAAGAGAACCUAGAGAAAACCCGUCAGAGAACCAAGGAGAACCUGGAGAAGACGCGUGUGAGGACCCGCGAAAACUUUCAGAAGACCAGGGUGAGCCUCGGGAAGAAGAUGGGGAAGCUAGGAACGAAGAUCAGACCCAACAAGGAGCGCAAAGAGAAGAUCCGUGCGUCUCGUGACAAGGUGAAGCAGUCGCUCAAAUCCGACAGCAAGGUCUACGCCCGCUCGGAGAUCACCACUUACCGAGUGCCGCCGUUCACCUUCUACGUGAAGAAGAUCCGCGAGGGCGAGGUAGAGCCAGAGCCUGAAGACGAGCCUGAGGAUGAAGCGGAAGAGCUGCAAGUGGAGGACAAGGAGGAUGUCGAGGUGAAGGAGGCCAAGCUGGUGAAUCUGAGCAGCCCUGAGGAGGUUCUGCUUGAGGCAGCGGAACAGUCGCAACUCGUAAUCCAGGAUUCGGUGCAGCCACAGGAGAAAGCAAGUCAAUGAAGCCAACGCAGGAGGCCCUCGUCUGGAAAAAAAAAAAAAUCGUGUGGAAAUCUGGAGCUGAAAACGAAGGCUACGUGAAUGUAUACACAGAUGUGACAGUGAAGAGUAAAAGUGAUGAAUGAUGACGAGGCAGAAAAGCAUGUUGGAGCAUGUUUGAGGAACAAACUCAUUCACAUUAAGUUCUUUUUUUAAACAUCACCUUCAGGUGGUUGUUUCUAAUUGCAGUCUGUACGCUUUCGAGAUUCGACUGACGAUUAGCUGGUGACUUUUAUCGAGGCGUUCCAGGGCGCUUUCACAACGUCAUUCUGUUAAUCCGAAUAAGAGCAAAAGUGACACUUUUGCUUCAAUUAAUAAACUCAACAAAAAUAAAAACUUUACACUCGUUUCAAAGUCAAUAAUUUGAACAUUUUGGAAAAUAGGUUUGAAAUAACGACUGUAUUCAAUUAUCUUGUCAUUAAAGAUGCUAUAGCAUACAGAUCAUGUUUGUCAUGGAAUCGGUUCCACCGGAAAUGCGACGACAAUGUCCAUGAUCAAAAACUGUGAUUCACAACUUAAUGCAGAGCAGAGCGCAGGCGAUUUCGAAUGGUUUGGGCAGUCACUCGACCUCCAAACAAUUCAUUCCCAGUGGAUGUGGCAGUGACAAACCGAUUACGCAAAUGACAUAAGACAAUCUGUCGGUCUUCUGCGUGUGAUGUCACACGUGGUCGACCAGGACGGGGGCGGUCGGCUGUGGUGCCAGUUUGAUGGAGACGUGUCUGGAGAUUAUGGAUGGUCUGUCGACUGCAUCCCAUAACCCUCGCAACGUCAGUGACGGAUGUUCCCGUAUUCAGCAUGCCAAUGGCACGUUCACGCUGAAUGUUUGACAGUCGUGGCAUUGCAAAUUAACGAAUAAUUAACCAUAAAACCUUGUUUCUCUGAGAUGACACUCUACUCUGCUACCGUGAGAUCAAUUGCACGUGUAUCAAUAGGUCACGUCACUUGUGUCACGCGGAAACGUGAUUUUAGCAUACAGUGCUCUCGCACGUGCUACGUAGGCCCGACCAGUAGAAUGAAUGUGUGACGUAAUGCCCUUGACAAUGCAUUUAACCAUAAUCACAACAAGAACUCUUUCAAGAAAAGUUUCUAAACACUAUUUGAAAAAUAAUGAGUGUCAAGUUUUUAUUUUUGCUGAGUAUAUUUGGUUUGGUUGCGAUUUCAGAUUGGAUGGAAUUCAAGAAGCAAAAAAACAAGGCGUGUUGGACUGGAAAUGAGAACCAGCACGAAAUAAUAAAUCAUUUAAAUAAUUAGUCUUUUUGUUUGCAGGACACAACAAACCACCUCACGCUUCUGCAGUUCCACCAUUUAGCUCAGUUUACGCAUCGUGGCUUCAAUCAGCAACAUAAAAUUGGACCGGUUGUUUUGGUCCAAUCUGAGUGCCCAUGCUAUGUUCUGACCCACACAAACAGAACGCACCAACGGUUCAGUCCACCUGGGCGUAUGUGAAAGCACCCUACAAGUCUUGCGUCUUUAAAGACUGCAGUUAGAAACCUCUGCUCAAGACAGUUGUAAUUUGAACCACAAUCCCUAAAGACUUUUACAAGCAUUCGCAAAACGUCGGCAUGGACGUCAGGCUUGAGCAUCGAUUUGGACUUGGAUAUGUCAUGUGAAUUGACCAAUAACCAGCUGAUCACUGAGAGCUCUUCGAACGUUGGGGUUAAUAUUUGCUCCAAACGUUUUAUGCAUAAUUGUAAAUCCGUUUGUGAGUUUUGUAAUCCGUAGCCAAGUUUUCACUUUUAAUUCUGCUUUUAUUUGGGAACUAAACUGACAAAUGUGAUCUUGCGCCAAUAUAAAUAAGCUAACUAAAAAAGUAUUUUAAUUCUAGCUGCGUUCCAGAUUAACAAGAACCCGAAUGCCUAUCAUUUGCUUCGUAAAAGUUAGCGUACCCUUUUCUGUUGUGCAGAUUGACUCUUGAGUCUAAUCACGCUGGAAGAGUGGAAUGGGAAUGAUACAAUCCUAUAAUGAAAAUGGCAAAAGAAGAAUGAAAGAAUACUGAAUAACCAAAUCUGUUUCUUCUUAAACAUUUGGAUUUUUUCGUUGGACAGCCAAUGGGCCUCAUUCAUCAAACUUUGCUUCUUUUUUUUUUUUGUGCAUCCCAAAACCCGAUCUGACAAAAUUAAGAACAUUCCAAGUCUGAUUCAUGAUCUGUUUGUUUUUAGCCCCAUCUAAAUCUUCAUGAAUUGCACUUGAUCAUUGAUUGCAUGUGUUUUCCAGUCGUUGGUUAGAAUAGUUCAUCUCUGAUAAACAUAUGUGGCAUGAACACAUAAGAACAUGAUGACACUCAAAGAUGGAAAAAUAAAAAUCUAAUCCAUAAUUUCCCUUUUACCCCCAAUCCCAAGAUGUGUUUGAUGCCCCUUCAGAUUUCCAUUAAAGCAACAAUGACAACGUUAACAAGUAACAGGGAAAGAUUAUAGCUACAGUUUAGGGCUGUCUAAAUAUAUUUGCGUGACUUGUUAGUGAAAUUAACGCAUCUUGGAUGAUCAAGUACUUUUAGGAUACAUAGGGGUUUGAAUUUUUCACCUUCGAGUCGUUCCUUUCAGAAAAUGUUUAUUUAAGCAGCAGAAUGGAGUCACAGGCGCAUUCUAAACAAGACCAUGGAAGGAGGAAGGAUGUGUGUGGGUGUGUGUAUGUGUUGCCCAGCCACUUUUAUGUACAACUCAGGUUAAUGCUUUAUAUCAGGGGUUUUCAAAGUGUGGGAGAGUCAGCCCCCCCUCAGAGAGCAAAUAAACAACAGCGCCCCCUCACAAUUUUUGUUGUUGCUAUAUUUAAUGUUCCAUUUGUAUUUUUAAAAAAAUGGUUGUUGUACACAUUUUUAUUUUUUUCUUUUACACAUUUUAAACAUCUGUGCUUUUUAAAACAUCUUUUUUUUACACAUUUUAAACAUCUGUGCUUUUCUUUUUAAAACAUCUUGUUUUACACAUUUUAAACAUCCCAUAGCAUUGUUAGCUAGCACCUCUUGGCAGACAACACACUGUGGCAGUGGAGCAUCUUCAGAUCCAGUCCAUGAAAAUCCAAACUUUAAAUAAUCGUGGUCAUACUUCCUUCUUUUUUCAGUCCCCCCAGGAUUCCGCGGGCCUUUUUUGUGAUUGUUGCAGGCUAAAAUGUCUGAUGUUGCGGGGGGGGGGUUUCCAAAAAAUUGCGAUGAAAGUUGCGGUGUUUUUUAGGUUUUUGUUGCGAUUACAUCGCGGGAGGAAGUGAAAGUUGCGAGAAAUUGUUGCGAUUUUCUCUUUUUGUGAUUAAAAUUGAGUGAUAUGUUAAAUAUUAAGUUAUUACCGAAAAACUAUUGAUUAAAAAAACAAAGACACUGAGAAAUGGUCCUAUAAACAACUUUACCAAUAUAAAAGAUUACCAGGACUACAAAAAUGCCGAAAAAUAGGCUUUACUUAUUCAAAUGCACCUGUUGGUUCAAAAGUUAAAGUGCAGAGAACCUCACAGCACAACAUGAAGUUACCUUAAAAUAUAAUAUAAAUGCCUCAGCUUUCAUGGAAGAAAAACACUAUUAAUACUAGUACUGUGUGCAGGCAGUCUCUCCUGAAGACUAAAUUAAACAAUAAUUAUAAACUAAUAAAAUAAAUGGCUCAGGCUUCAUAGAAGAAAAAAAAAACAAUUUGAACAGAAUCUCACAGUAUGAUGCUGAAGCUGCCUAAACAAUGAAAAAUAAAAUACCAUUUUGGCAAAAAUGUUGGCAUCCAUUAAUUUCUUGUAUUAAGUAAAAAAUAAUGUAAAGUGCACACAGUCCUUCACUGUAAACAUAACACACUUUCAGUAACAGAAUUUAAGCCUAUAUAAACACUGACUCGCACAUCAUGCAAUGUUGCCAGAUACUGCUGACGUUUUCCAGUCCAAAAUAUGUUCAAAACCCACCAAAAUGCACUUAAAACCGCCCAAUCUGGCAACACUGCGCACAUGCUGUUUGUCGACGUCACCUCAAGACAACGCCAACAAUUGGUCAAAUUUGCGGGAAAGUUGCGGUGAUUGGAUAUAAUUGCAACACCGCCCUGAAUUCGCGGGGAUUGGUUGAAUUUGCGUUGAAGUUGCAAAUCGCAACAUCGUGAAAUCCUGGAGGGUCUGAUUUUUUGCUUGGCCCAGACUCUGUCUCCUCACUCUCUGUAGCUUUAGGUACUAAAAAUCGAUCCAUUUUGUCUCUGGUAAAGGCUAGCUGAACUUCGCUAAAUGUCCGCAAUAGUAACUUAUUCUGGUUUAUGUUUCCUCACGUUGCGCCCCCCCUGAAGAACUCUGGUGCCCCCCAGGGGAGGCGCGCCCCACACUUUGAAAAGCCCUGCUUUAUAUUAAUGGCGUCUAACCUGACAUUGUUUAAGACAUUAAUUAACAUGAACAGUAAGAAACAUUAAACAAAGUAACAAACACCUGCAUCCAGGUUCGAGCCCCGUGGCUGGCGAGGGCCUUUUUGUGCAGAGUUUGCAUGUUCUCCCCGUGUCCGCGUGGGUUUCUUCCGGGUGCUCUGGUU